AUGUCCACCAAACCCGUCGCCCUCAUUCUCGGCGCAGGCCCCAAUGUAGGCUUAGCCAUAAGCACCUCAUUCACCAUCCUGAACUACCGCGUUGCAACUGCCUCCCGAUCCGGCACGAACAGCAUCAACCCCGACACGGGCAUCCUCACCCUGAAAGCCGAUUUCACGGCGCCAACAUCCAUUCCCAACCUCUUCUCGCUCGUGCUAAAAGAGUACGGCACAUCGCCCAACGUUGUGGUCUGGAACGCUGCCGCGCUGACGCCUCCCCCUGUGGAAGAGAGCGUGCUAUCCAUAUCCCAGGAACAAUUUGCCAAAGACCUGAAUGUCAAUACCGUGAGUCCGUAUGUGGCAGCGCAGGAAGCGGUCAAGAGCUGGGAAAGCAUGGGGGAGGAGCAUGCAGGGGAUAAGAAGACGUUUAUCUACACUGGCAAUACGCUGAAUCAGACCAUUGCGCCUGUCCCGCUGUUCUUGACACUGGGUGUGGGAAAGAGCGCGAAUGGUGCACCCAUGCUAAACGGUGUAGAUGGCCCUGCGCACGGCGCAUUCUAUGCGCAGUUGGUGCAGCAAGAAAGGGAUGUACCGUGGUUAGCUACGUUUGUCAAGGACAAGGGCUAUGUCAAGUUUUAG
Alternaria infectoria is the source of this 627-nucleotide messenger RNA. RefSeq lists its product as uncharacterized. The record is from RefSeq and is a predicted model, not a curated record. NCBI's taxonomy places the organism in Eukaryota, Fungi, Ascomycota, Dothideomycetes, Pleosporales, Pleosporaceae. The coding region runs from base 1 to 627 and encodes 208 amino acids. The transcript has 2 exons.